Molecule: messenger RNA, 454 nt
Organism: Astrephomene gubernaculifera
Lineage: Eukaryota; Viridiplantae; Chlorophyta; Chlorophyceae; Chlamydomonadales; Astrephomenaceae
Source: the annotation of a GenBank genome assembly
AACGGACCCCACAGCCGUGCUCAAGGUGCCAGCUUUGAACCUCAACAGCACGCAGGCUCGCAGUGUGGAGAUUUGUCAUGUGCUAGGCGACCCUUGUAGGUCCCCUAAGCGGCUUUGCUUCAACGGAACGUCUUGCAAGUACUCCCUGUUCUCGGACGCUGGAAUCAGCGUGCUCGGCGGCACGUGCUGCAUGGUGGGAUCCAUGCCCCUUGUGCUUGGCGGGAGCGACAUUGAUGGAUACGACGUGGCGCCCGCCCCGGGCCCGCCCAAGGUUGCUAGUCCGCCUCCGACGCCCAACCCGCCGGCCCUGAUCCGUGUGGUGCCGCCGCCGAGGCCCUUGCCGCCCAGCCCACCAUUCCCAAGGCCCCCACCGCGUCCACGGCCGCGGCCGCCACCUCCGUCACCAGUGAAGCGACCACCCAGCCCUCCGCCGCCGUCGCCACCGCCCCCUGAC